Antechinus flavipes (yellow-footed antechinus) is the source of this 3633-nucleotide messenger RNA. RefSeq names its product protocadherin beta-16-like. The coding region runs from base 335 to 2770 and encodes 811 amino acids. Gene Ontology annotation, cellular component: plasma membrane. Gene Ontology annotation, biological process: homophilic cell-cell adhesion. Gene Ontology annotation, molecular function: calcium ion binding. Lineage: Eukaryota; Metazoa; Chordata; Mammalia; Dasyuromorphia; Dasyuridae. The transcript has a single exon. The record is from RefSeq and is a predicted model, not a curated record.
GUUCUAAUAAUUCUUGUUUCUGUUCUUGAGUUCUGGGAGAAAGCUGAUCCUAGAAAUCUAAGAAUAUAAUUUUCAUAUUAAGUUAAAGAACUUUAAUCUAGAUUUUUUUUUUUUGGAUCGUGAACGGACUUUACAGAGUGUAAUUUGUCAAUAAAGUCGCAUGGUGGUGCUGCGGAACAAGAAGGCGAUUAAAAGAAUUGUAAAUUCUGCAGACUCCAUUACCAAAACAAAGACGGGUUCGGAAGAGAAGACUCCGCAGGUCUUAGCAAAAACUAAAAUGUUUCCAUAAGGGCUGUUCAGAAUUACAAAUAAGGAGUAGAGUUCUUUUCUAGAAAUGAGAUUAACACUACCAGGAGUUUCUCUUCUUGAAAGGAUUAUGCGUUGUGCACCCACCCAAACAAUGGAGACUGCGCUAGGGAAAACUCAGCGAAACAGGCAAGUGAUGUUCUUUAUUGUAUCUUUUCUCUUGUCUGGGGCGGGUUCCGAUCCGGGGAGGUUUUCUGUGGCAGAGGAGAUGGAAAACGGCUCCUUUGUGGCCAAUGUAGUAAAGACCCUUGGGAUGGGAGUGGAAGAAUUGUCAGCCCGGGGAGCCCGGGUCCUCUCUGAGGAUAAAAAACAGCUUUUACAGCUCAAUAGUGAGACCGGAGACCUCCUUAUAAAAGAGAAACUGGACCGGGAAGAACUAUGCGGCCUCACCGACCCGUGUGUGGUGCCUUUCCAGAUCUUAAUGGAAAAACCUUUGCAGUUCUUUCGCGCUGAGCUCCAGGUCGAAGAUAUAAAUGACCAUUCGCCCACAUUCUUAGAUAUGAAGACAUUUUUGAAAAUAUCAGAAAGUACUCCAGUGGGGACAACGUUUCCCCUGACUAUCGCUCAGGAUAUGGAUGUCGGGAAAAAUGGUCUCCAAAACUAUACAGUAAGCCCAAACGGCUACCUCUUCCUUCGCACUGUCACUCUUAGUGAUGGGAGGAAGUACCCAGAGCUGGUUUUGGAAAAAGCUCUGGAUCGUGAGAAGCAGCCGGAACUCACAUUAACCAUCACGGCCAUGGAUGGUGGGUCCCCGGUGAGGUCUGGCACCGCCCAAGUGCAGAUCACAGUUGUGGACAUCAAUGACAACACACCUGUGUUUGCUAAGCCUCAAUACGAAGUGCAGAUCCCUGAGAACAGCCCAGUUGGUUCUCUGAUUGUGACUGUCUCUGCUGAAGAUUUAGACGCUGGUAUCUAUGGAGAUAUAACUUACACCUUAUUCCAACCAACUGCAAAAGUCAGUCAAACGUUUGGAGUAGACCCUCUCUCAGGAGACAUACGACUAAAAAGAGAAGUGGAUUUCGAGGAAAUUCAAACGUAUGAUCUAUAUAUUGAAGCCAUAGAUGGCGGUGGACUUUCUACAAAAUGCAAUGUCUUGGUCCAUGUGACAGAUCUAAACGACAACCCUCCAGAAUUGACAAUGUCGUCAUUUACCAGCACCAUUCCAGAGAAUUCCUCUGAGACUGUGGUUGCUGUUUUCAGCAUCCGAGAUCGUGACUCAAGGGAUAAUGGAAGGAUGACUUGUUCCAUCCAGGAAGAUCUCCCUUUCGUCUUAAAAAAACAAUUUGAAAAUAUCUACAUCCUCAUAACAGAGGAGACACUGGAUAGAGAGAAUAAGGCACAGUACAAUAUCACCAUUACUGUUACAGAUUUUGGGUCCCCAAGACUCAAAACUGAGCAUAAUAUCACGGUGAUCAUCUCUGACAUCAAUGACAACCCACCAGUUUUUAAUCAGACAGGCUAUACACUCUACCUCCAAGAGAACAACAGCCCUGCUCUUUAUAUUGGUAGUGUCAGUGCCAGUGACAGGGACACAGGGGCAAAUGCCAAAGUCACCUAUUCACUGCUGCCUCUAGAGGAUCAAAACCUGCCCCUUUUUUCCUACAUCUCCAUCAACUCAGAAAAUGGCAAUCUUUAUGCCCUGAGAUCUCUGGAUUAUGAAAUAAUACAAACUUUCCAGUUUACUGUGAGGGCAACUGAUGGAGGCUCCCCAGCCCUGAACAGCAAGGCUCUCAUUCGUGUUGUGGUCCAAGAUGAGAAUGACAACUCUCCCUUUGUGCUGUACCCACUGCAAAAUGGUACAGCCCCCUGUAAUGACCUGGUACCCAGAGGUGCAGAGCCAGGUUACGUGGUGACCAAGAUAGUGGCUGUGGAUAGGGACUCAGGGCAGAAUUCUUGGCUUUCCUAUCAACUGUUUAAAGCUACAGACCCUGGCCUUUUCACUGUCUGGGCCCAUAAUGGAGAAGUGCAUACAGCAAGACCUUUCAGUGAUAGAGAUGCCAUCAAGCAAAAGCUCUUAGUACUGGUGAAGGACAAUGGGCAACCACCUCUAUCCACAGCAGUCACACUGAAUGUGAUCCUGGUUGAUGGCUUCUCUGAACCCUACAUUCAUCUCUCAGAUGCACCCAAGGAACAGGCCCAGAGUGACUCUCUCACCAUUUACUUAGUCAUUUCUCUGGCCUCUGUUUCUUUUCUCUUCCUAGUCUCCAUAAUCCUGUUCAUCUCAGUACACCUUUGGAGGAAAAAAAGAGAUACCUUAAACAAUGAAUACUUUGGAUCCCAUGGACCCUCAUCGGGUCACUUGGUGGAUGUUAAUGGAACUGGGACCCUGUCCCAGAAAUAUCAAUAUGAGGUAUGCCUGGGCAGUGGCUUAGGGAGCAAUGAAUUCAAAUUCCUAAAGCCCAUUAUUCCCAGUGUACAAAUUCAGAGGUAUGGAAAGGAUUUAGAGGAAAAUCUGUCAUUUUAGAAUAACUAUAGCAUCAAUUAAUGAUUCUAUCUUAUUAAUAUGAUAAUUUUAAGUGACUUUUUCAUCUUUUUUAUUAGAUUGUACUAUAGCUAACUUUUUUGUGCUCCAUUUUGUUCCAUGUAAGCAAUAGUUUAGUAAUGUAUUAAACUUGUUUUCUAGACAUACAUAUAAAGACAUACAUAGUCAGUUUACUUAGAUUUAGAAGGGACUUUAGAUUGUUAUAUAGUUUAACUCUUUUAUCAUACAAAAAAAAAAUAGACCCAGUGAAUUUAAGUGUCUUGUUAGGACAGAUCUGUUGCUUGUUGCUCAUGGAAAAAUGCAAUAUUUUUACAACAGUUUAUGUUGUUAGUGUGUUAAUACAGUGAAGCAAAACCAUUUUCACAUUUCCAUUGUAAAUGAAGGUUUGGCCACUAGUAGCACAUAUUCUAAAACUGAAACUGUAUAGUGUUGAUUAGUAUGAUUCCUGCUUAAAGAUUGCAAAUUCAUUGAGCACCCCACAUUUUGGAUAAAAUAUUUCAUGUAUCUUGGCUCUUAAAUCUCUUCAUGUCUUUAUAUCAAAUAUGAGAUGAGUGAACCUUUGAAAAAUAUGUUUUCUAUGGUUACUGAAUAAUAUUUUACUGGAGUUUUUAAAAAUGUGGAUUAAGUAGUUACAGGAGAUAUAAUUUUGAUCUAAUGGUAUUUUCAGGAUUUUAAAAAACUUCUUGUAUUUUCUAUUGUGUUAAUGUAAGUUAAGGCUUUCCACAAAUGGUAGCUCCUUUUAUCACUGGUCCUAUGGAAUGUGUUUACAAAAUAUGGAAUGGUUAAAAAGUAAUUUGUUUUGGAAACUCUGGCUAUAAAUUAAAUGUUCAAGAAUCCAAAAAAAA